GCAUUUUAAACACGUACGUAUGAGCCAGUUGUCUCCAUUGGGUACGGUCUUUCAAGCCAAAUCGGCGUUUUCGCAGAUUAAUCCGUUCAACGGAAUGCUCCUUACGCACAUCCGGUGCGUCAAUCAGGCGGUUCGUUUCAUCAUCCAUCCCCACCACGAUCUCCGCUGGCGUGUACUCCAUUACUUUUCUCUGUCUUCCCCGACUGGCUGUGCUCUCUCCCGAGCAUUUUUCUCUCUUCCUCCUGUAGGCGCGGCGUCUGGUCUAGUUGAGCGAACGUUAGCCGGCUAACACAGUCAGCCGGCAGUUCUCACCGGAUCUUGUCAAGUUGACUCGCUCUCCUAUUAGGAUCCUCCAAAUGUCUCGGAGAUACUUGAGCGAGACGCACGCUCGAAAUCAGAACGGGACAGUUGUCCGAAGAUUGAUUUUUUCGAAGCGAAUUUCCCUGACCGACUUGAUCCAAGAUCAAUCUUGAGGAUUCAGAGCCAUGCUCAUGGAGUAGGGCACACGUGGGCAGCCAGAAUGACGACGAAAAAGGAGCAACUCGCUGUUACGGUAUUUCGCCGCCAACUAUCCGAAUUAGUCAAUUGAAAUCACCGCCGCGCGAGCUGUCCGCGAGAGAGAUCUGCACAGAGCACGCAGACGCUUGUAUCAACGAUGAUCGAGAAUUAAUUCGCCGAUGAUCGUGUGGAAAGUGAAACCUGUCGUCGAUUCGAAUAUUACGUACAGUCGAUCGCGCUGAUUAAUAAAGAUCCGGUGAACAACUAUCGGCUAUCUCGUGUGCGCGGGCUAUCUGUAAGCUGAUAGCUACAUCUUCCGCGUUUUUUUACAAACAUAUUUCCCGCAUAUGUUCUGGAUAAAAGAAGAGAUAUGAGACGGAUUUUCGAAUUGAAACGGAUUUUUCAUCGAAAGACACGGACUCAGAGCACACUUUUUAAUUACGAGGAGGAGGUCGUUUAACAAGAAGAACCUGGUGAACCUAGUCAUUUUGUAUAGUAAAAGGAUCCAGACAUAUUAGAAAAUUACACCAAUUCUUGACGUAGAAGAAGACUCGUAUUUCGAGACACUGAGCUUUUAAUUUAAAAGCCUUAUUUUGAUACUAAGAAUAUACUAUAUAAGAAAAAGGAAGAAGAAAGAAAUACGGGACGGUGUCGUUGGCCGACUUUCUUUUUCGUAAGAGUACGCAGAAAUGAACUGCACGCAGGAAAAUGAACUUUGGGUGUUUGGAUAUGGGUCCCUCUGCUGGAAUCCUGGUUUCUCGUACAUCAGAAGCACGACCGGCUAUGUGAGGGGUUUCAGCAGGCGAUUCUGGCAGGGCAACACCACGCAUCGUGGAACGAUCGAAAAGCCUGGACGAGUCGCCACCUUAAUCGAGGACAAAGAGGCUACGGUUUACGGACGAGCGUUUCAGCUUCAGGACAGUGCGGCGUUAUCCUAUUUGGAAAAUCGCGAGUGCUCUUUAGGAGGAUACCUAAUGACCAUCGCGACGUUUCACAGCCGGGUCGGGGACAGGCAAUUCCCCGUAGUAAUUUACAUCGCCACCAACAAGAACGAGCAGUGGCUCGGCGAGGCAUCGUUGCAGACUAUAGCGCGUCAAAUCACCGAAUGUUCCGGUUUGAGCGGACACAACGUCGAGUACCUCUUACGCUUGGCAGAGUUCAUGCACCGUUACUUGCCGGAGGCGCACGACGAGCACCUCUUCACGCUGGAAAUGUUAGUGCGCUCGCGAAUAAAAGAAGAGAGCAUGUGCCUGGUGACGUUGAUGGGUAAUCGCGACUUCGUCCUCGACCUCGACGAGGACGCUCGUGCCGAAUUGGCCAUUUCUACGGAGGAAGUUAACGAACGACCUCGGGAGAACUCCCAGUUCAGCGCACGGAUUCCGUCCAAAUGCUUGCGUUGCGUCAAAAUGUAGUCAAUACUCAUACGGCACAGAAAGAUUGCAGCAAUAUUUCGUCUCGAGAUUAUAUAACAUUGCAAAAACGCCUAUUGCUAAAUGUUGCUAUAAUAUUGCUGCAAUAUUACAGCACUGAUAAAAUGUCUUUAGAAAUAAUGCAAUAUUAUAGCGAUUUUACAUCAUAAUGUCUUGUAUUCCGAAACACUCUCAUAAAAAUGUUAGUACGUUUAAAACGUUUUUUCCUCUGUUUUAAGUCUAACGAUUGAUAAAGAUGUAAUAGAAUGACACAAAAAAAGCGCGCUAACAUCUUUCUAAGCGCGUUUUCAAUACGGGCCAAUAUGUUUUGAUAAUUUGGUAAUUUUUUUAUAAUAUAUCAGAUGCCAUUAUAUUAAUAUAUUUUAGCACAAAUAUUAUAAUUUUUAGGAAUAUUAUAAUAUUAUGUCUCUGAAUUAACUUUCACGCAAGGGAUCAAAAAGAACGAUGUAUUUUUACUGUCAAAAUUUUUACUGCCAUCUCACUUUUAUCUUCGAACUCAAUUUUAGGAACUCGCCUCCUUUAUUUUAUCAAAAUGUGGCUGAAGAGUCUCAAUGUUGCGUUUUUUAUUCUGUGAUUUUUUUUAAUUACGAGAAGUACAACUCCGCCGUGUCUAUCUGCUGACGAUGGCGCGUAGGUAAGGCAUAAAACAUUAUUUUUCACAAUAUUCUUGUAAAGUUGCUGCAAUACUGCUAAAGUAAUAAUAUAAAAAAAAAUCUUGCAAUGUUGUAGCAAUUUUGCUGCAAGCUUCUGCGUUGUAUAGGCUGGAUCGCAUAUUCCGUACGCGUACGUAUAUGUGAUAGCGAAUGAAAGUGGCAGCUUUUUUUUUUUUAACGCUCAAUUCGCGUACAAAGUUUCAUGACAACGCGAAUUAGUAGCGAGACACAUUUUUGUAGGCAUACUGGAUAAAUCUUGAAUUUCUUGAAAGCAAUUAAAUAUAAUUGUUUAAAGAAAAGAUAGAAGAAAAAAGCUACAAUCUAAAUUAAAAAAAUUAACAUUUGCAAAUUUCUUUAAGAAUAUAAUCUCACUGCUAGUAUAUGUUUCUUAGAGGCUGUACGCGUAUACGUGUUUAUAAUACGGCUGUGUUAAUUUGUACUGCACAAUGUGCUGGACAUGCGUGCAUACCUAAAUCGAAUUUCUCUUUUAUACAUUUUGUAACACGACUACUCUAUUAUGUAUGUCAGUUUUAACGUAAGACCACUACUCUCAUGUUAUUCUAAUAUACUGAGAAUCAUAAUCGUAGAGUCACGAAUAAUGAUAAAGAAAUGGUUAUUUCACUUAUUUCUUUAAAAUCGCAAAAGUUCCUAAAAUUUAAAAGGAAUAAAGAAAGGAAAAUACAUUUGCAAGUGUUUUUAUACGAAGCCUUUAUGAAAGACCGAUUUUUUGUUUUAAAUGUUUAAUUUUAAAACAUUCUGGUAUUGCGAAUUCAUUUAAACAUUAAUUGUAAUUUAAUUAGAUAUUGAUUUACACACUAACACAUUCGUACAUUGUAUAUAUAAAUAAAAAUUAUAUUUUUUAGAUAAAUUAUUAAUAAUUAAUAUAUGUAUUAUAAAAUGUUAAGAUCCUUUCUUAAAAAAGGAUCUUAACAUUUUAUAAUACAUAUAAAAAAUAUAUCAAAGUUAUAGUCGCUUUUCCGCAAUGCCGAUUGGUUCUCUCGUCAACUUCGUGAGCGACUGUCAUCGCGGAGAUCGCGUAUUCUGACUAUGUGUACGUAUGUGUAUGGAGGUAUCCUUUGACCAUGUACAGGACAUUUACAAAACAUAAAAAUAUAUAAAAGAAAA
Molecule: messenger RNA, 3706 nt
Organism: Solenopsis invicta (red fire ant)
Lineage: Eukaryota; Metazoa; Arthropoda; Insecta; Hymenoptera; Formicidae
Product: glutathione-specific gamma-glutamylcyclotransferase 1
Exons: 4
Coding region: 1188-1910 (240 amino acids)
Biological process (GO): glutathione catabolic process
Cellular component (GO): cytoplasm
Molecular function (GO): gamma-glutamylcyclotransferase activity; glutathione specific gamma-glutamylcyclotransferase activity
Source: RefSeq, a predicted model, not a curated record